This is a messenger RNA of Etheostoma cragini (Arkansas darter), 577 nucleotides long. Its product is annotated as basic salivary proline-rich protein 2-like. The transcript is spliced from 4 exons. The record is from RefSeq and is a predicted model, not a curated record. The annotation marks the transcript as partial. NCBI's taxonomy places the organism in Eukaryota, Metazoa, Chordata, Actinopteri, Perciformes, Percidae.
CCCCCCCCCCCCCCCCCCCCCCCCCCCAGGUGACAGAGCCCGACUGGACUCCAGGUGUCCUCCGUGAGCCCCAAUAUAAGAGCAGAGGGGCCCAUUGACUUCACCUCAGAGAGCGCCCGGGUCCUCCACAGCUGCUGCUGCCUCUUCACGUCCAACAUGGAGUUCACCCAGUCUUUAAGGGUUUCCUGGAUCUGUGUGCUGGUGUUGGGCCAUUGUGCUUGUCUACCCUUACAAGAAUACCAAUAUCCCUACAAUUUCACCUGGAGCUCUGAUGGGGAAUCUACUCUGGAUCCAAGUCACCAGUCUGAUGACGCAUCUCUUUUACAACAAGCUGGGGAUCCUGACUCCUUAACCUGGGCUUACCCUCCUGUACCCUCAAACCCUGGUGGCCAGGUCAAUCAUCCUCCCAAAAUGCCUCCUGCAAAAGGGGGGGGUCAACAAAGCGGCAACCCAGGUGGCCCUGGCUGGCCUGGAAAUCCUCAUCCUGGUGGUGGUCCUCGACCUGACAAACCUGGAAACCCCAACAACGAUCGCAGAGUCUAUUAUCCUACAACAAAUCUUCCUCUAAAAGGUGAUG